CUUGCCACCCAGCUGUGUGAAGACUGUUUACCAAACUGUGAGGCCUGUGCAGGAUCCAAUGAUAACUGCAUUAGCUGUUCCAAAGGCAGCUAUAAACUUUUUCUCCACCAGGGGCGGUGUUUGUCGAAUUGCCCAGAAGGUUUCUUUGAGACAGCUGAGGGUUCAUGUGAAGCCUGUGACAGCUCCUGUCUGACGUGUGAUGGUAUCAAGUCCCAGUGUUUGUCCUGUGCUGAUGGGUACUACUUAGGGAAUGGCAUGUGUAGACUCAACUGUUCACUGCGGACAUACCCAGCAGAUGAUGGUACCUGCAGACGCUGUCCUCCCCACUGUGACGUUUGCUCAGAUGACAGGACCUGUUUCAAGUGUAGUUUCCUCUACUUGAUGCUGAAUGGUGUGUGUAAAGCUAGUUGUCCCAUGGGCUACUAUGAAGAUAUGGAGGAGGGCCGCUGUGGUCAGUGCCACCCCACCUGUGCUAGCUGUUCAGGGCCCUUGGCUGACGACUGUGAGACCUGCUCGACGUUUAGCCCCAAACUCUACAAGGGUGCAUGCUCCAAGGACUGCCCCGUUGGUACUUACUAUGAAACUAAAGCCAUGGAAUGUCAAGAGUGCCACCAGACUUGUAUGAGCUGUUCCGGCCCAGACGCAAACCAGUGCACGCAGUGCGAGAAGGGACUGGUGCUGGAUCCCAACACACUGUUAUGUGGCGUGACAGGUGACACGGACUGCCCACCUGGGACCUACUUACACGAUGACCAGUUCACCUGUAUGGGUUGCCACCGGCACUGUUACUCUUGUGAGGGGCCGGGCAAUGAUGAAUGCCAGACGUGCGCCGUCCCCAAAUACCUUCAUAACAGCACCUGCGUGAGCGAGUGUCCGGCCGGCACCUACAGCACAAGGCAGGAAGCCGACGGAAAGGAGCUGGGGUUCUGUUUGCCUUGUGACCAUGUGUGCUCCUCGUGCACUGGGGCAUCGCCUAGAGAUUGCCUCACCUGUUCUCCAGGAUACCUGCACCUCCUUCAACUCUGUGUCACUCAUUGUCCCACGGGGUAUUACAAAGAGGGCUCCCGCUGUGAGAAAUGUCACCAGUCCUGUGAGCUAUGCACGGGACCGGGGCCUGAGUCCUGCAGGGCCUGUACAUCUCCUCUUCUGGAGCUGCAAGGCACCAAGCUGUGCGUUGAGCGCUGCCCGCACCGCUUCUAUCUGCUCAAUGACGUCUGUAGACAGUGCCACACCAGCUGUCAGACCUGCACAGAUGCCUCACCUCAGAGCUGUCUGACGUGUGACUGGGGCAGCACUCUGAAGGACAAAGUCUGCUAUCCACAUUGUGAGGAAGGGAGGUACUUCUCAGAUGAGGAAACCUGUGAGCCAUGUGACAGCUCAUGUAGGCACUGUUCCGGUCCAAGAUCUGACCAGUGUCUGACUUGUCACCGUGAUUCUGCUCUUCACGCCAUGGAGAACCGCUGUGCCCGCUGCUGUCGGGCUGGAGGGAACAACACUGACUGCUGUGUUUGUGACAGCCGCUCAGCUCUGUGUGUUGAGGUCCCCCAACCUAAGUCAGGAGAUGACCAGGACCAGGCAACGGACCUGAAUGUGUCCUCCAGAGCUCUGAAUCACACUUCAGCCGCCUUGCCUAUUUCCCUGUUGCUGGCUCUGGGGUUGGCUCUGGCAGUAUUUGCCCUAGUCAAAGCUCAUGCCAGGAAAAGGCUUUGCUGGAGCCAAAGCUAUGAAAAACUGAGUGGCAGUGCCAGUAUCAACAUGCCCCAUGGUGUGCCUGAGCCGGACAGCGGAGACGAGGUGGACGUGGUGUACACCAGCAGAGGUGGAUCGGUGUAUCGACGCUACAGCUUCAUCCAUGAGCAGGACACUGAUGCAGACCAGGACGUGGACGAGAGCACUCGUCUCAAUCAGUCUUAGACACAUCCAAACCAGGGCUUACUAACUGAAGAAUGUAUCGUGGAUACUCACAAUAUCAAGACUGAGAGGUGAAUUCAAACUAGUUUAGUUAAUGUUAAGAAGAAAAUAUAGUGGUAUGCUUCCUUAUGAGUUCUAGGUGUUUAUUUUAUUCUACAAAGUGCCUGUAUCCAUGUAAUGCACAUUCUUAGAUGAGGCAUUUGUGACUGAAAAAAGAAAUAAAUACAUACAUUUGUGUAUAUGUAUGUACAUGACUUUUUCUUUUCUUUGUUUUUCUUGAUAUUAAAGAGGUAUAUGUGAAACAGUGAAAUGAUCAUGUAUAAUAACUGAAAUCUGCAGGAUGUAUUGUAAAUAGAAAUAUAAACAAAAUAAAAUGUUUUCUAUCAAAUGUCCUCAGUGCACGUUGAAA
This is a messenger RNA of Lates calcarifer (barramundi perch), 2320 nucleotides long. Its product is annotated as proprotein convertase subtilisin/kexin type 5. The coding region runs from base 256 to 1914 and encodes 552 amino acids. The record is from RefSeq and is a predicted model, not a curated record. The transcript has 9 exons. Lineage: Eukaryota; Metazoa; Chordata; Actinopteri; Centropomidae.